This is a messenger RNA of Wallemia ichthyophaga EXF-994, 2778 nucleotides long. Its product is annotated as Inositol hexakisphosphate and diphosphoinositol-pentakisphosphate kinase. The transcript has 6 exons. Gene Ontology annotation, biological process: inositol phosphate biosynthetic process; inositol metabolic process. Bases 1 to 2778 code for a protein of 925 amino acids. NCBI's taxonomy places the organism in Eukaryota, Fungi, Basidiomycota, Wallemiomycetes, Wallemiales, Wallemiaceae. Gene Ontology annotation, cellular component: cytosol. Gene Ontology annotation, molecular function: 5-diphosphoinositol pentakisphosphate 1-kinase activity; inositol hexakisphosphate kinase activity; diphosphoinositol pentakisphosphate kinase activity. The record is from RefSeq and is a predicted model, not a curated record.
AUGGAUUCCAAUUCAAACGUUAAAUUGGUUCUCGGUGUCGCUGCCCUUGACCGUAAAGCGAGAUCAAAGCCAAUGCGCUCGAUACUCAAUAGAAUCAUGAAAAUAUCUAAUAUUGAGAUUUGCAUCUUUGGCGAUAAAGUCAUUCUCGACGAGGACGUUGAGAAUUGGCCCCUUUGCGAUUACUUGGUUAGCUUCUUUAGCGAUGGUUUCCCUCUCGAUAAGGCUAUCGACUAUGUCAACCUACGCAAACCUGUCUGUAUCAACGAUCUCACUAUGCAAAAACUUCUCUGGGAUAGAAGGCUUGUUCUCUCUAUCCUCGACUCCAUUGGCGUUGUGACCGCUGAACGCAUUAGUGUUGAUAGAGACGGUGGUCCUAACAUCGACCCUCAACUAGCUGAAGCUCUUCAAAAGGAUCUUGGUCUCUCUUUCCCCAAAAACCCUCACCAGCCAGUUGUCAAGUUGAGAGAAGACGGUGACGCAAUCAUUAUCGACGGCAUCGAACUCGAGAAGCCUUUUGUCGAGAAGCCAGUCAACGGCGAAGACCACAACAUACACAUCUACUUCCCUAUGUCUCAAGGCGGUGGUGCACGCAAAUUGUUCAGGAAAGUUGGCAACAAGUCAAGUGAAUACUACCCUGAAAUUCAAGAACCACGCUACGAAGGCUCGUUUAUAUAUGAAAAGUUCAUCAAUGUCGAUAACGCAGAGGAUGUCAAAGUAUACACUGUCGGUCCUAGCUUCGUACAUGCAGAAACACGCAAAUCGCCAGUAGUCGAUGGUAUAGUCAGACGCAACACAGACGGUAAAGAGAUCAGAUACAUCACUGAGCUCACAGCUGAUGAGAAAAAGUGUGCGACUAAUAUCUGCAAGGCUUUCAAGCAGAAUAUAUGUGGAUUUGACCUCUUGAGAUACGACGACAAGGCUUUCGUCAUUGAUGUGAAUGGAUGGAGCUUUGUGAAAGGUAACGACUACUACUACGAUAAAUGUGCAGAAAUAUUGUCAACAUUCUGCAGGAAAACUGCUCCUAAACGUCCACUCACAGCUGUACACAAUGGUAGUCCGAGAGAUAAGGGUAGUUGGAAACUCAAAGCAAAUGCAACAGUAGUCAGACACGCCGAUCGCACUCCAAAACAGAAGAUCAAGUUUAGUUUUCAAGCUUCCGAGAAAUGGGCACAGCCUUUCAUACGCUUAUUGAGAGGAGCGACUGAAGAAGUCAUCUUGAGACGUGCGGAACAACUCAACUACAUCACUGAAGCUGCUGAUGAAGCCGUCAAGCUUGGUUGUAAUGAGCUUGAGAAACUUGAACAGCUACGUAUAGUCAUAUCCAAGAAGAUUGGUUUACCUGGUACGAAAGCGCAAUUAAAACCGAAUUUCAACAAAAAUGAUGGUAUCACUCUUGAGAAAUUAGCUCUUGUGUUCAAGUGGGGCGGUGAAUUCACUCAUGCUGCCAGGUACCAGUCUCGAGACCUUGGAUUUAGUUUCAGGGGUGAUGCGAUGAUAAUGAACAAGGAUAUGCUGGAGAACUGCAAGAUUUAUUCUAGCUCCGAAAGGCGUGUGUUGGCAUCAGCUGAAAUAUUCGCUGCCGCGUUCCUCGAAGAUCCUGAGAAGAGAAAGGAGGGCAAAGAGCCAAUAACACAUCCACUUAUAGUCAGGAAGGAUCUUCUCGACGACAGCAACGCAGGCAAAGAAUUGAUGGAUUUUGUUAAAAAGAAGCUCAAGACUUUGUUGCGUCCAGGCGAGAAAGAAAAGCGUCCUCAAUUUCAGUGGCCAAAGGAUCUUAAAGGCGAGCCCGUAGAAGUUGUGGCUGAGAUUAUCGAAUUGAUGAGAUAUCACCGCGACGUCAUGAGAUCAAAUUUCGAGACGCUCGACGUUGACAAUAUCCAGACGAGGUGGUGUUGUAAUGAGCAUCCUUUACUUUUCAAGGAGAGAUGGGAGAAACUAUUCAGUGAUUUCUGCGAAAGCACGACUCAGGAAAAGUUUGACCCUUCGCGUAUCUCUGAACUUUACGAUUCGCUGAAAUACGACAGUUUGCAUAAUAGUAUAUUCCUCAAUACUAUCUUUAGACCUAAUGGUCAGCAAGAUCCUAGUGAUAGACGCUUGCAUAGUCUCUACGGCCAUGCCAAGGCCCUCUUCGAUCUCAUUGCACCACAAGAAUAUGGUAUUGAGCCAGAAGAGAAGGAGAAGAUUGGUAUUUUGACGUCUCUUCCACUGCUCAAGAAAAUAGUGAAUGAUUUACAAGAAGCUAGAGAUGCUGAAAAGGGGUCUUUUUCCAUCUACUUCACAAAAGAGUCACAUAUUCACACUCUCGUACAACUGGUAUUAUGUAGUGGUCUACCAAUUACAAUGCCUCAUGUCCCGGAAUUGGACUAUGUCGCGCAUCUCACUUUGGAGCUCUACGAAAGGAGCAUAGGAAGUGCUCACCGUGAGAAGGAGUAUUCGAUCAGACUGGCGCUUAGUGGAGGAGCGCACACUUCCAAUGUUCUCGACUCCCAACUCGACGCCAAGCAUUCACUGAACGUCCAACCAAGGAGACAGCUAACACAUCAUCUUGACUACGAUUACGCCAUACAGAUGCUCUCCAGACACUUUGAUAAGGACUGGGUAUUCUCUACUACGCCGCUCGAAGGCGAUGCGCUGUACGGAAUCAAGCCUGACCAUAUUGAGCAGAUCAGAGAGGUGAGGUUGAACGGCGGUGCUAGUACACCUAAGAAGUAUCUUGAGAGUGGCACUGAUGAUGGCGCUUCUACCAAGUCGUCAAAUAACUCUCACUCCUCGCAUUGA